Molecule: messenger RNA, 1893 nt
Organism: Lichtheimia ornata
Lineage: Eukaryota; Fungi; Mucoromycota; Mucoromycetes; Mucorales; Lichtheimiaceae
Exons: 3
Coding region: 1-1893 (630 amino acids)
Biological process (GO): protein ubiquitination; ubiquitin-dependent protein catabolic process; mitotic spindle assembly checkpoint signaling
Cellular component (GO): ubiquitin ligase complex; cytosol; mitotic spindle pole body
Molecular function (GO): ubiquitin protein ligase activity; protein binding
Source: RefSeq, a predicted model, not a curated record
AUGACUGAAUCAGAGUGUCUUCCAGUCAUUACACCUGCUCCUUCAUUGCAGCAGCAACACCAACAACACGACAUGGCAAACUAUCGAACGACAUCGGUCUCGUCUGAUUCAACCCCGUUGCAAGUUCAGGACACGUUACCCACAGCAAGCAAGGUGGACUCUACACAAACAACGAGUGCUAUCACACCACCAAAGACAUUACAUGUGCGCAUUGUCCCCAAUAUUGAGAAUCCUAGUCGUGCUCUUAUAUUCGAGAUAUUGGAUCGAGAGUUGGCCGCUGGAUCGGUUAUCAAACUAGGAAGGUUUACGGAUCGGCCAUCAGGAUGUGUGGAAUGCAUGUCUUUUAAAAGCAAGGUUGUGUCGCGCUCUCAUUGUGAGAUUUGGGUACAUUCAGAUGGAAAGCUGUACAUUCGUGACACAAAUUCGUCCUCUGGCACGUUCCUCAAUCACAUCCGCCUAAGUGCUCCUGGCCAAGAGAGUCCAGCAACUGAAAUUCAACAUGGCGACAUUGUGCAAUUGGGUGUGGAUUAUCAAGGUGGUGAAGAGGAGAUUUAUCGAUCCGUCAAGAUGCGUUUUGAACUCAACAUGUCUCGAAAGCCAAGACCAUUGUCCUUUAGCAUGUCACAAUUCAACAAUCUAAUGACGCUUUCCCGCGUCGCUAGUAGUCACAGCGAGGAUCAACAAGUUAUACGAUCAUCUAUGGUAAUUCCAAUCGAGGAGGAUGAACCAACAACCGAUGAACCCAGCUGCUCAGCUCCUGCAGUUGCUACGACGACAACAACAUCCAAUGCCAUGGAAACCAAUGAUGAAGAGGAGAUGCCCGAAGUCGAUGAAUGCUCCAUUUGCCUUUAUGCUUUGGCUCCAUUGCAAGCUUUAUUUGUUGCACCUUGUUCACAUUCAUUCCAUUUCAUGUGUAUCCGAUCCCUUCUCAACAGCUAUCCAGGAUUUCAAUGUCCUAUCUGCCGUAGCUACUCAGAUUUGGAAGCUAGCGUUGCAUUGGAGCCUGAAGAGGUCAUGGCCAAGUUUGGCUUACGAUGCAAAUCAUUUGUUCCACCUCCAGAGACUGCAUUUGCUAGUGGGCAUCAACAACCCUCCAAUGACAACCAUCCUACAACAACAACUACUACUACUACUACCCCUCCUUGUAUUUCGAAAGCAACCACUUCAUCGCCAUCAUGUUCAAUGCAAGUCCCUGCAGACCCAUCUCCGACUCAGCAGCCAUCCUUGACACACCUUCGAGAGGCUUCGCCACGUGACCGCCGCACUGUGUUUGUCGAAAGUGAUUGUUCCAUUAUUCGUGAUGCCUCACCACGUGAUCGACGCACCGUAUUUGUGGAUAGUGAUGUGAAUAUAUUGCCAAAUGCGCAACAACCAUUACCACAACAACCACAACAACAGCCUGAACAAUCACAACAACAACAACAACAACAAGAAGUGCAAUCCCCUCAACCACAACAACCGCCAUCUCAACCACAACAAACUCCUCAACCACGGCCACGGAGUACAACACAGCGGCGCUCAGAAAAACGACUCAGUGCAGCCAAUAUCAUGGAGAAACUGAAAUUAACAUUAUUCGAAAAACGCAAAUUCACCGUUGCUAUGCGAAGUGAUCAACAACAACAGCAACAGCAACAACAACAACAACGAGGCUAUAAACGAUCCAACCGAACCAGACCCCUUUCUUAUCCAAAUUUCUUAAUGCGCCAUUCCCAUCGUGACGACGACACAUCGCAACCAGAACAACAACGCAACAACGAUCUUCCAUCCACAUCCUCAUUAUCCCGCCAUCAAUCUUCUUUGCCACGAUCAUCCAAUUCACAAUUAUCACAAAUUCAGGAGGAAUCGGAAGAUUUAUCUCGUCGUGAACCUAUGGUAGUUGACAUUUGCACUUAG